This is a messenger RNA of Ambispora gerdemannii, 897 nucleotides long. Lineage: Eukaryota; Fungi; Glomeromycota; Glomeromycetes; Archaeosporales; Ambisporaceae. The record is from the annotation of a GenBank genome assembly.
AUGACUUUACAAAAACGAACAUAUUCGUCGAAAAAAAAGGCGAAAAAAAGUCCAUCGGGAAGUCUUACGCUUGCCGAGGCAAUGGCUGUUAUCAGGGCAUUAGAAGUCGGCAAACAUCAUGUACACUCGUACGAACUACAUAUCAAAUGCAAACUAGACAAAGGCGCGAUACCGAUACGUGGAUCCGUGCUCUUGCCUACGCCUUUAAUUAAAAGCACGUCGAUUCUGGUGUUCGCAUCUGGUCCGUUGGUGAAUGAGGCGAAAAAUGCAGGUGCUAGUUUGGUGGGCGGAGAGGAAUUGAUUGACGAUAUUGCAAAAGGACAUCAAAAACUCGAUAAAUUUGACAAGGCUUUUUCCACUGUCGAUAUUUAUCCGUCGGUUAAGUCUAUUGCUAGGACAUUGGGUCCAAAAGGAUUAAUGCCGAUGGAGAAGAGAGGCACGGUCACAAACGAUCUCGUAAAAGCUAUAAAAGACUCCAUUGGUAAAUUCGAGUUCAAAGCGGAUAAACAAGGUGUUAUUCAUACUGGUAACAUUCUAGCACUCUUACAAGAAAUCCGAGAUAUUUAUAAACUCGGCAAUUACAAAGGAAAAACAAUUGAAGAAGUCGUACUGAAUUCCACACGUGGACCUGGAAUCCCACUAAACAAUGUCCUGACAAUGUUGGAUAAACUAGAAGAGGAACGAAAUCUAUUGGAGAUGCCUGUAACUGGUGGUAAUUAUAGUAGAAACAACCCUCUGCCGACGUCGGCUCCUCCAGGUUACUCUGGCGGUGGUUCUAGAACAAGGAUAAGUGGUACUGCUGCAAGUUCUAGUUUUGAUAAUCGUUAUCCGGGUAUUGGUCUUGGUGGAAAGUUGCAUUACAACAAUAAUAAUAAAAAUAUGGUGCUGGAAAUCUAA